AUGACGAACAGGACAGAACGCAUGUCAGCCACUUUAAGCGCUACGUACCACUCUCCAACCGGUGACAGGACUUUUUGCCAUAGUAUAGCAGUGCCGCAGUCCGACGAAGGGCAGACUCCUGAUACGCAAGCGAAGACCGAGUACUUAUCAUGCCUUAGAGCCUCGACCAAGGCACUGCAGGAAGAGGUCAAUGGGUUUCUGACGGACAAGAUGGAGGAAGAUAAUAAGUCUGGCGAGCGGGACAGUAAGAUCUCUAUCUCCAAGCGACAGCCAGACGACGAAGUAGAAGAGGAAAACUACGGUGACGAAGUUGCAGAAGACGAAAGCUGA
Molecule: messenger RNA, 330 nt
Organism: Capronia coronata CBS 617.96
Lineage: Eukaryota; Fungi; Ascomycota; Eurotiomycetes; Chaetothyriales; Herpotrichiellaceae
Exons: 1
Coding region: 1-330 (109 amino acids)
Source: RefSeq, a predicted model, not a curated record